Messenger RNA from Nyctereutes procyonoides (raccoon dog), 1606 nucleotides. RefSeq names its product translation initiation factor IF-2-like. The record is from RefSeq and is a predicted model, not a curated record. The coding region runs from base 1 to 1191 and encodes 396 amino acids. Lineage: Eukaryota; Metazoa; Chordata; Mammalia; Carnivora; Canidae. The transcript has 3 exons.
AUGGCUGGCCCAGCGGGAGAGGGAGGAGGGCCGGGUCCUGGCCAGGACGGAGCCGCGCCAGCCGCUCAGGCCUAUCGCAGCAGCUCAAAGCGAAUCACCCCGAGGCCGCCGCUCCAGAAACCCAGGCAGCUCUGGCUCCCGGCUCCUGGCUUCUCCGCCCGCUGGGAGGCUCUCACAUUCCUCUGCAGAUCUGCUCCUUCCUCCUUCCUCUUCCUCCUCCUGAGCCACUGGGCUUUCAAAAAACCAGAAAAUCCAAGAGGAGCAUGGAGAAAACAGCAGCCUCUUGAAUCCAGUCCAAGGGUGGAUGUGUCCGGCUUCACAACGAGCCGGGCGGGGGGGAAACAAGCGCUGAGGCUUACACAACAGGCCGCCACCUCGGCGACCCCGGCGCCCUCCCCGCCCGAGCGCCGACUCCGAGGACGGAGGGGGCGCGACGAGGCGCCCCGGCACUUCUGGCCACCAGCUGAGCGGCCUCUUUUGUCCGCCCGGCUCCUCAGCACUUGCGGGCCCGCUCGGAGUCCGAGCCCGGCCCGGGGUCGCCCCGCCGCGGGAGUCCGAGGGCGCGCCCCGGGGCCGGCAGUGCGCGGGGUCGGCUGGCGCUCCGGGUCCGCGCGGCCGGGGUCUCGGGGCGCGGCGGGGCCACUGCCCGGCCCGUGCCCCCGCCCGCCUCCGCGUCGCGCGCCCGCGGCCCCUCGGCGCCGCCAGCGAGGACCCAGCUCCAAAACAACAGAGAAAAGGGAUUCCGGGAGGCGGCGUCCGGAGAGAGGAGGGAAGAGCCGAGGGGGCGGCGCGGGGUGGGGAGAGGCGGGAGGGAGGAGCGGCGGCCGGGACUCGGGCGAACUCCGCGGCGCUUCGGCCCGGCUCCGCCCCGCCCGCCGGCCCCCGCGCCCGCCCCGACCCGCCGAGGUUAGCGGCCCGAGCGCCUGGAGCACCCACCCCGCGGGGGCCCCUCGCCCGAGCGCCCGGAGCACCCCCACCCCGCGGGGACCCCCUCCCCCCCGGCCCCCCGCGCUCGCACUCGCUCCCCGACCCGCCGAGGUUAGGGGCCCGAGCCUCCAGGAGCCCCCCGCGCGGGGACCCCUCGCCGGGGCGCCUAGAGUCCCCCCCGCCGCCGCCUCGCCCCCGGGGCUCCGUCACCCGCCGCCUUCCCCUCGACGCAGUGGAGGAAAAGUCCGAAAGUUUGCAAAGUGAGGGCUGGCGGGGAGGCCGCGGCGGCCGAGCCCCAGGGAGGGGCCGAGGGAGGGCGCCCGGACCGCCGCCGCCGCCGCUCUCCCGUCCCCCGGCCCCUCCACCCCCACUCGGGCGAGACUGGGCGAAACUGGGCCGGGGCGCAGCCUGGGGAUCGCUGCGGGGGCGGGCGGGGUGAGCUAGCCCCCGAGCUAGCAGCGCCCUCUGGGAAGAAGCUUGAGGCUCCGAUCCCGUAGCCACCAGGCUGGAAGCACCCCUGCCGCGGGAGACCUCCUUUGGAGGGAAGGACAAGACCCUAGAAGUCAGGAGAGGUAGGCAGCUAACUCCCUACUCAGCGGGACCAGUGCCACGAAAUGUGCCUGGGAGGGCACCUAUCCCAGCCUGGGUGGAGCAAGGACCAAGGAAGGCUUCCCGGAAG